CUUUGUGGCAAUCACGUAGUCUAACUGUCAAGUUGACGUUUCUGCUUAAGUGAAAUAUCUCCGAGUAUCGCUACUUUUCAUAAUAUAAAUUUUGGAUUUCUAUUUUCUUAAUAAAUACGGUAAUUUAAUGUAUUAAGGUUUAUCUUCAAGUAAUGGUACGAAAAACUAACAUUAACUCUAUACUGUAUCAGACAGUUUUAGCUUGAAGGGAAAAAGAAGAAUGUAUGUGGAUCUAAGAUAAUGCUAGAAUAUCAAAUAAUAGUGCUAAAAUACACAAUCUUUACAUUAAUCAGACAAACUCUCUUUUAGAGAUAUUGUAAAUUAUAUUAUUAUUAGUGACAAAUUUGUGUUGAAGACUGCACAUUGCCUGAUCAAUUAUGCCAAUCUGAGAUUCAACUUUUAGCUAUAACUGAAGAAGUAAAUCAAAUCUAAGCCAUUAGAAAUGGCUCAAGCGACCGUAGUACUGAGUUUCCAUGAAACUCUUCUCCAUCAGUCAGAUGUCGAUCUUCUGGACGGGCCAUAUUGGCUCAAUGACACAAUAAUAUCAUUUUACUUUGAAUAUCUAGAACGAGUAUUAUUCACUAACAAUGAUGAGUUACUAUUUGUAUCUCCGGAAGUGACACAAUGUAUAAAAAUGGUUGGAACGGAUGAAAUCAAUACUUUUUUGGAACCACUUGGUAUAAGUAGGAAGAAGUUUGUUUUCUUUGCACUAAAUGACAACAAUUUGCCGGACAUGGCAGGAGGCUCACAUUGGAGCCUCCUAGUGUACUCGAAGCCAGAGAGCUGUUUUUACCAUUUGGACUCAUCAUCGGGGAGCAAUCACAAUGUGGCAUGGGAGUUUGCCAGUCAUUUAAUAUCAUACUUUUCACCUACAGGUUCAAUAAACUUUGUAGACAAGGAAUGCCUCCAGCAAAGCAAUGGCUAUGACUGUGGAAUUCAUGUGAUUUGUAACACAGAGAGGUUGGCUGAAUGCGCCCACAGAAAUGGCCAUAUUGGCAUGUGUAACAUGACAGUCAAGAUCUACCCUGGCUCAAAGAGAAAAGAGAUACUUGAAAUUAUUAGAAACCUGUCCAGUUCUCAUUGACUGUAAAUCUCACUUAAAAAGUAGUUUGCAAUAUAUCACUUACCUUAGUAAUUUUGAAAUAAUAACAAGCUUUCCCUUCUCACUUAUAAAAAUAUAUUUUCUUUUAUGAGGCAUUUAGAAACGAAAAUAUGAUACCAAUUCGAAAUUAAUAUAUUUCUAAAUAGCGCGUUAUGGACCUAAGGGUACUGUUGUCGUUACAAUCCUCGCGCGAGGUAGGAAUCAAAACAAACUGCCCUACCCCUCCCCUCUGUCUUCCACCCAUCUGCAAUUAUGCAUGUGAUUCCUACAUAAUUAAAUUGGUAGCAUAUUUUAUCUAAUAAACGCUGAAUAGUCUCAAA
Cydia pomonella (codling moth) is the source of this 1422-nucleotide messenger RNA. RefSeq names its product sentrin-specific protease 8. Gene Ontology annotation, biological process: proteolysis. Lineage: Eukaryota; Metazoa; Arthropoda; Insecta; Lepidoptera; Tortricidae. The transcript is spliced from 3 exons. The coding region runs from base 443 to 1084 and encodes 213 amino acids. Gene Ontology annotation, molecular function: deNEDDylase activity; cysteine-type peptidase activity. The record is from RefSeq and is a predicted model, not a curated record.